AUGGCGGGGCCACCGAGGUCUGCCAGCCCCGGCGCCUACCUGCUGGCCCUGCCACCUACCUGCGGCCCCGCCACCUACCUGCGGCCCCGCCACCUACCUGCGGCCCCGGCGCCUACCUGCGGCCCCGAUACCUACCUGUGCAGCCCCGGCGCCUACCUGCGGCCCCACCACCUACCUGCGGCCCCGGCGCCUACCUGCGGCCCCAGUGCCUACUUGCGGCCCCGGCGCUCCCCGUCCCGUCCCGUCGCCUACCUGUGCGGCCCCGACGCCGCCUCUACCGGCCUCGGCGCCGUCCCCACACGGCCCCCCGCCGUCACCACUACGGCGCGGGCGCCGUCGCCUGCUGCAGCGCCGCCCUCCACCCGACCACCGCUCGAGCCGCCACACCCUGCCGAGCAGCCGGCCGCCGAGCCGCCCUGCAGCCGAGCCGCCGAGCCGCCCUGCAGCCGAGCUACCGAGCCGCCCAACCGCCCUGCAGCCGAGCCGCCAAGCCGCCUAGCAGCAGAGCAGCUGAGCCGCCGAGCCGCCGAGCCGCCCAGCAGCCGAGCAGCCGAGGCGUCGAGCCGCCCAGCAGCCGAGCCGCCGAGUCGCCCUGCACCCGACCCGCCUGCGCCGCCGAGCCGCCCUGUUUGUGUCCUCACUUUUGACGCUGAGGGUCGGGCCAUUGACUUUGACGUCUGGGUAAAUGACCUGCAGCUUUUCUUACAGUGCGAUAGGGCAGACGAUCUCUCCCUCUUUGACCUCACUUCUGGUGCAUCUCCUGCCCCCGCUGCUGAUGCUAACGCCACUGUUCGCUCACAGUGGGCCACGCGCGAUGCUGCUGCACGUCUUGCUGUGCGUCGCCACCUGCCUACCUCUGAGCUCACCCGGCUCCCUGACUCCCUUCGUGUAGUCAGGGACCACUUCCUCUCAGUUUGCCCCACCACUCUCACCGUUGACCUCCUCGAGAAGGCCCUCCUAGCAGCUGAGAAGAGCAUAGUCGCUGUAGGAGCCUCUCGUGGUGACCCUCGCACUCCCAUCUUUGAGGGGUGUUCCCCCUCCCCUCUUUUGCCCUCUGUUGCCUCUGCUGCUGCGGCUGACCUUGUUGGUCUAGAGUCGGUCGGUGCGGCGUCUACCCCUAGCGGGAAGCGUCGCUCUGGCAAGGGCAAGGGGGGCAGGGGCGCUGGAGGAGCUAGCGGUGGCGGUAUAAGCGGCGGUGGAGGCAGUGGAGGGAGUGGGGGUGGUGGUGGGAGUGGUGGCGGGGGUGGAGGUGUCAGCGGCGGCAGUUAG
Closterium sp. NIES-65 is the source of this 1269-nucleotide messenger RNA. The record is from the annotation of a GenBank genome assembly. NCBI's taxonomy places the organism in Eukaryota, Viridiplantae, Streptophyta, Zygnematophyceae, Desmidiales, Closteriaceae.